UUCACCUACGUCCGAGCAGGGUCUCCGGUUCCAAUCUUUGGAUGAGAGAAAAUUUUUAAAUCGAGAGAAAGGGGUUUACUUUGAAAAAAUCCACAAUGGCUGGGACGACCGAGUCUCAAGAAAACCUGGUUGAGAAAGGUGACCACCGGCAGUCAGUAUGGUCACUGAAUUUGCCACAGGACAUUAUUUUGUCCAACGUGGAGAAGCAGUUUCUAUUAUGCGUGGAAAGAGGAGAUUGCGCCUCUGUUCGCAAAAUGAUAGAAGAAAACGAGAGCAACAACGACUUUGACGUAAAUUGCAUGGACCCUUUGAAUCGCUCAGCUUUAGUCUCGGCAAUCGAGAACGAAAACAUCGACCUUAUCCACAUUCUGCUGGAGAAGGGCAUCAAAGUCAAGGACGCCCUGUUGCACGCGAUUAAAGAAGAGUACGUGGAGGCGGUGGAGGUUCUUUUGCAGUGGGAGGAGGAGCACCACAAGCCUGGAGACCUUUACAGCUGGGAGGCGAUGGACCGGUCGCAGUCCACGUUCACCCCAGACAUCACGCCGCUCAUGCUGGCGGCGCACUACAACAAUUACGAGAUCAUCAAAAUUCUGCUGGACCGCGGGGCGACGCUGCCCACGCCCCACGACGUGAGAUGCGGAUGCGACGACUGCGUGAUUUCGAGCGAGCAGGACUCGCUGAGGCACUCGCAGGCGCGCAUUAACGCGUACAAAGCCCUAACGAGCCCCUCGUUGAUUGCCCUGUCGUCGAGGGACCCAUUGUUGACCGCGUUCGAGCUGUCCAACGAGCUCGCCCGUCUCAGGAAGAUGGAAAACGAAUUCAGGGAGGAAUACAAUGAAAUGCGACAAAAUGUCCAAGCCUUUGCAGCUGCUCUGCUGGACCACAGCAGAACGUCUCGUGAACUGGAUAUUAUUUUAAAUCACAAUCCUGAGGGUGAAGCGUGGGAACCUGGUGAAAGACGCUCUCUGGAGCGGCUAAAACUUGCAAUCAAAUACAGUCAAAAAAGCUUCGUAGCACACCCGAACGUCCAGCAGUUGCUGGGUGCUAUUUGGUACGAUGGGCUGCCUGGUUUUCGACGAAAGGGCAUGGUCAGGCAGUUGAUUGAAGUGGCCCAGCUUGGUGCCAUGUUUCCCGUUUACUGUUCGAUUUACAUGAUGUCGCCAAACUCGGAAAAGGGUCAAUUCUUGACGAAGCCUUUUGUGAAAUUCAUCUGCCACUCAUCCUCCUACGCCUUCUUCCUCACGCUGCUUUGUGCCGCUUCCCAGAGGAUCGAGUUUCUGCUAUUGGAGUGGUUCGGCAAUGAUUGGAUGCAAUCAAUCCUCGCCGAGUGGAAGCGAAAGGAGCGCGGCUCCCUGCCUGGCUUAGUGGAGAGCGGAUGCAUGCUCUACGUCAUGGGAAAUGUUUUCGCCGAGGUGCGUUCGUUAUGGUGUGAUGGGCUGCUUGAUUACAUCUCCGAUUUGUGGAACUUUGUCGAUCUCUUCAGCAAUACAUUUUACCUGACGUGGAUGGGACUCAGAUUCACUGCCGUUUUUGUCACUUGGAGAGAAUACUGGGACGGUUGGGAUCCGUGGUACCCACGCGAAGAAUGGCACCCUUUCGACCCGAUGCUAUUAUCCGAGGGAAUGUUCUCCGCUGCCAUGAUAUUCAGCUUCCUCAAGCUGGUGCACAUAUUCAGCGUGAACCCUCAUUUGGGCCCGCUGCAAAUCUCGCUUGGCAGAAUGGUUAUAGACAUCAUUAAGUUCUUCUUCAUUUACAUGCUCGUUCUGUUCGCCUUUGGAUGCGGAAUGAAUCAACUGCUGUGGUAUUACUCCGACCUCGAUAAGCAGAAGUGCUACGCAAGGGAUCCAGAAGUGUCCGACUGGGAAAAUGAGGAUAAGGCGUGCAGCACGUGGAGAAGAUUUGCAAAUAUGUUCGAAACGUCUCAAACGCUUUUCUGGGCUGGUUUUGGAUUGGUCGACUUGGUUGCCUUUGAACUAACGGGAAUGAAAAGUUUCACACGUUUCUGGUCCCUUCUGAUGUUCGGUUCUUACUCUGUGAUAAAUAUCAUUGUGCUGCUUAACAUGCUCAUUGCCAUGAUGUCCAACUCUUUCCAAAUUAUCUCUGAACGAUCCGACGUGGAAUGGAAAUUCGCCAGAAGCAGACUUUGGAUGAGCUAUUUUGAGGACGGAGACAUUCUGCCGUCGCCUUUCAAUAUGAUGCCUAGUUUAGGAAUGCUGAAAGAUAUUUUUGGCAUUGGGGCGAAAAUCAAGUCAAAAUCAAUCAAGAAAAAAUCGCAAGAAAAGGCGCAAGAGCGUCAUGACAUCGUGGUUCAGUUGCUGGUAAAACGUUACGUUGUGGCCGAGCAACAAAAGACAUCUGACUUUGGAAUCACCGAAGACGACGUGAUGGAAAUCAGACAGGACAUCUCUACAUUACGGUACGAGCUGGUCGAUAUUUUGCGCACCAACGGCAUGAACACACCAAAUCUGGACCCUAAUGACAGCUCCAUUGCUGGCAAGAAGGGAAAACAAAAGGAGAGGCGUUUGCUGAAAGAUUUCCAGAUAGGGUUCGUGGAGGGAGUGAUUAAUGAGGCGCUCACCGUGGAGAAGGCCCCGAAAGACAUAUUCGGCAAAAUCGCCAAGGCCAUUGGCAAACGUGGCGGAACUCAAAAGAGCACCUCAUCCAGCAAGAAAGACAAGGACUGGAACAGCAAAGUGCGCCAAAGCAUGAUGAGGAGGAACCCAAUCGGCAGCACUGCUGAACUUAAAGACCGUUUCAACUCUAAGCAGAGUUUGCGUCGAUACAUCUUGGAGCAUGGAAGUGAAACCAUGCACCAGAUGGACGUCGGCAGAUUGGCCGAGCUGAAUCCUAUACUGGAAACCGUGUCACCGGCCACCAGAGUGGCUUACGCGAAGUUCAAGAUGCGCAAGAUUAAAUUCGAAGAGCAAUUGAAGUUGCCAGAGGUGGGAGAAGUGGAUGAAAAGGAGACGAAAAAUACUGAAGCCCCGAAACCUGCCAUGUCUUUGAAAAAGGCAGCAGCCUCAUCGAUAAAAAAGGAGCCAGCAGAGAAGCAAAGCGCGGCAGCCCCAACUAUGGUGGCUACUGAAGCGAAAAUUGAGACCCCGGCAAAGCCAGAGUCUCCGAAAUCUGUAAAAGACAAACCAGCGCCGCCGCCACCUGCAGAAACACCCAAGGUUCCGGAACCAAAGGAGGCUCCCAAACCACCAGCACCAAAACCUGCUGAACCAAAGCCCGCAGAGCCAAAGCCGGAGCCAAAACCAAUCCCAUCUGGCAAAUCAAAAGUUUCAGGCAAAGUCCUUGAUGGAUGGCUUUAAGGUGAUUCUUCUACGGGGUUUUGGCCAAAACUAGAAAUGCUGCAAUGGAUUUCAAAUGAUUCAGAUUAUAAAAGUUGAACUAUUGUGUGUUAAUGUUUCAAGUAUAAAAAUGAUUUAGUUUCGCCCCAUCGCUUCUUUACAAGGGGCCAAAGUAAUGUCCGAAGGUCGAAAACGGGUAAAAAUCCACGUUUUUCUACCUUCUUAUGCUCGUAACUUUCCAUUUUGCAAAGUGAACUAUAAUUUUCUAGAUAGCUUUCGAUUCGCAAGAUGUUAAAGUAUCCAAAAAAAGCAAAAAAAAUAUAACUCUUCUGUCAUUUUAUCGCCCUCAAAGAAAUAGCAUUUAUAAAUGGGCCAUUAAAAUUAAAAAAAUUUGAUUUCUCAGGAGGUGAUAAAAUGACAGAAGAGUUAUAAUUUUUUUGAUUUUUUUGGAUACUUUAACAUCUUGCGAAUCGAAAGCUAUCUAGAAAAUUAUAGUUCACUUUGCAAAAUGGAAAGUUACGAGCAUAAGAAGGUAGAAAAACAUGGAUUUUUACCCGUUUUCGACCUUCGGACAUUACUUUGGCCCCUUGUAAAGAAGCGAUGGGGCGAAAAUAAAUCAUUUUUAUACGUGAUACAUUAACACGCAAUAGUUCAACUUUUAUAAUCUGAAUCAUUUGAAAUCCAGUGCAGCAUUUCUAGUUUUGGCCAAAACCCCGUAGAAGAAUCACCUUAAUUUUAGAAUUUUUUUUAACUUUUCGUUUUGUUGAAUUUGAUAUUUUACUUCACAACUAAGCAACACCACGAUUCCGUCUGCCUUACUUAAAUAAUAUUUAUGCAAUUAAAUAAAGGCCGUGAUA
Molecule: messenger RNA, 4150 nt
Organism: Neocloeon triangulifer
Lineage: Eukaryota; Metazoa; Arthropoda; Insecta; Ephemeroptera; Baetidae
Product: transient receptor potential protein-like
Exons: 19
Coding region: 96-3314 (1072 amino acids)
Biological process (GO): calcium ion transmembrane transport; regulation of cytosolic calcium ion concentration; manganese ion transport
Cellular component (GO): membrane; cation channel complex
Molecular function (GO): store-operated calcium channel activity; protein binding; inositol 1,4,5 trisphosphate binding
Source: RefSeq, a predicted model, not a curated record